Messenger RNA from Oreochromis aureus, 1564 nucleotides. RefSeq names its product adenine nucleotide translocase lysine methyltransferase (gene antkmt). The coding region runs from base 54 to 719 and encodes 221 amino acids. Gene Ontology annotation, biological process: positive regulation of proton-transporting ATP synthase activity, rotational mechanism; peptidyl-lysine trimethylation; regulation of mitochondrial ATP synthesis coupled proton transport. Lineage: Eukaryota; Metazoa; Chordata; Actinopteri; Cichliformes; Cichlidae. The transcript is spliced from 6 exons. The record is from RefSeq and is a predicted model, not a curated record. Gene Ontology annotation, cellular component: mitochondrion. Gene Ontology annotation, molecular function: protein-lysine N-methyltransferase activity.
GACUGGUCCCACGGUGUAAUUUGACCGCUCUCAUUUCUACAGGUCAAGAAGGAAUGGAUGAUGACACACCAGAUGAGGUCUUUGCUGAGUUGAAGUCCAGGCCCAUUGGAGGAUGGGGUGUUGCUCAGAUAGCCGCUGGCACUGGGCUUGCUGUAUAUGCCAUGUGGGCAGGAAUCCUCCAGCCAGGCUUCCGAAAAGUCCCCUUGAAGCUACAGGUUCCCUACAUUCCUGCCAGCAGAGCCCAAGUACAAAAUGUAAUGACCCUUCUCAGAGGUCGACAGGGAGGCCUUGUGGAUUUAGGAUCUGGUGAUGGUCGUAUAGUCUUGGAAGCCCAUCGGCGUGGCUUCAGUCCUGCUGUUGGUUAUGAGCUCAACCCCUGGCUUGUUCGCCUGGCCCGAUUUUAUGCAUGGAGAGCAGGACAUCAUGGAAAAGUAUCGUACAGACGAGAAGACCUCUGGAAGGUGGACUUGACAAAAUGCAAGAAUAUCACUGUGUUUUUGGCUCCUAGUGUGCUUUCGUUGUUGCAGGAGAAGUUAGAGGCCGAGCUGCCUGAUGAUGCCUUAGUGGUGGCAGGCCGUUUUCCCUUUCCUGACUGGAAACCUUGCAUAAUUGAGGGACAUGGUGUGGACAGAGCUUGGGCAUACAGCGUGCAAGCACAAAGACAGCACACUGUCAACAAAAAUAACAACCUCACAACAACAGAGAGUCUUUUACAGUGAACUAACCAAAAAGAAAGGAUCCACUUGAAGCUAUAUACACAUAUAUAGUUUUUGGACUUCAUGAACAUGGACUUCUAUUAAUUUGAUGCUUUUAUGACAUAAAUCAUUCACUGGAAUGUGACAGAUUUUUAACCUGAUAAGAUGUUUGGGUUUUUACAACAUCUGCAGCAGGAUAUUUCACACAUGCUGCUGUUGCUUGCUACUCCUCUGUGGCCCGGGGACUGUGUUCACAAACAGAGAGAGAAUCCUGUCAGAGAGCUUGAAUAAUGGUGUACUUAUAAAAACUAAGUAAUAUAAUUAAUUCAUAGUGUGAAUGUGAGUGUGAAUGAUUGUCUGUGUCUCUGUGUUAGCACUGCGACAGACUGGCUAAUUAUUAGUCAGUUAGUCAUCUAAGGAGGGAAGACUUUAAAAUAUUCAUCUGCUCUGGAGUUUGCUUUGCCACCCAUAUAAUAAAGAGCUGUAAGUAACUUUCUGUUUUUGAUGCCAUUAUUUUAACUUUUUUUUUUUUUUUUUUUUUGUAGUAUUUGUUGUAUGUGUAAUAUUUGACUUAAGUGAAAUUUUUCAAUUCCAGAAUGCAGCAGGUUUUUCAGAAGUAGCAAAAAAUGUAAAUGCUCUGUGGAUGUGGGUUAAAGCUGCUUAGCACUGGCAAAAAUGUUCUGUGGGCAAGUGUGGCUUCAAGUAACUGAGCCCAUGGUAUCUAAAGUGUCCAUGCAGUAACAACAGCACAGUUCUUGUACUAUAUGCAUUGCUCUAUUCUUGUAUGACACAGUAAGCUUUAUAAAUGUUAUCUAUGUAUACAUGCAUGUAUCUAUCCUGUGUUGUAAAUAAUCAUACAUUGCUCCAUU